AUGGUCGAACCCCGUCGUCCGAGUACUAGUGCAAGUUCGCCUCGAACGUUCCGUUUUUUAAAGAAGAUUGUGAAUUUCUUCCGGAACCAAUUGUUCUCUGAGGAUGCAUUGAAGCUCCACGUUUUCAUGUAUUGGCUGUCUUGCCUUAUCAAGCUCAUGAAAUCCGCUGAUGAAAGCUUUUUUGCAACUCUGAGUGUUGCUUUAUCAGCCUUUACCCUGAUCAGUGCUCUGGUAGCAGUUGCUGGAAGAAAACCAUUCUACCUCAUUCCUUUCGCUACCAUCUCAGUAUAUGAGAUAAUGGAAACUCUGAUUCUCGUCAAUCUCGUCAAUAUCAAAUUCCACAGUCCUGAUUAUUACGAGAAACUCAGCACGAACUCCGUUUGUAGAUUCUUGCUGAAGAACGUGGGUACAUUGAGUGAGGAUUCCCUUCCCACAUAUAUCUUAUGGAGUAUUCUUUAUGCCACCUAUUUUGGUAUUGUUGUCGCAACAACGCUGAAAUUGAUGAAACGAUAUUCUGAGUUUCAAGUGAGACUCACUUCCUUAGGCUCACAGAUCAUUCUGAAUCAAGCACUGGUGGAUGAGUUGUAUUAUGGAAGGCUUGUAAGUUUUCCCAACGACUUAGAGAAUGUUGUUCAGAACGCAGACAGUCCACCUCAUUACUCAGAAAUCUUCAGUCGUUCCAAUAACACCUCAUUGCCCAAAUACUCUCAAAUCAAGGAUAAAAGCGGCUUUAAGGAUGAACGUCGACUAGAAGAAUAG
This is a messenger RNA of Auanema sp. JU1783, 759 nucleotides long. The record is from the annotation of a GenBank genome assembly. Lineage: Eukaryota; Metazoa; Nematoda; Chromadorea; Rhabditida; Rhabditidae.